Dioszegia hungarica is the source of this 501-nucleotide messenger RNA. RefSeq lists its product as uncharacterized. The record is from RefSeq and is a predicted model, not a curated record. Gene Ontology annotation, cellular component: condensed chromosome; condensin complex. The transcript has 3 exons. Bases 1 to 501 code for a protein of 166 amino acids. Gene Ontology annotation, biological process: mitotic chromosome condensation. Lineage: Eukaryota; Fungi; Basidiomycota; Tremellomycetes; Tremellales; Bulleribasidiaceae.
AUGGUCAGCGCCCGUGCAGAUGCGGUCCAGCCCGCCUCGUACCUGACCGAUACUCUUCCCGCCCAGCUUCCGCCAAUAUUCGAGCAGGCGCAACACACCACGGCCAACCACCGGAAGAAUAUCGUUGCGCUCCGCAAGAUCCAGGUGGCAUGCGCGACAAUCACCGAGGAGACUAGCAAGGGAACCAAGCUGGUCGGAGAAAAGGCGUUCAAUACGCUGUUUGUGAAUAUGGUGAACGUGGUGCUGGGGGUGAAGAAGGGGGUUGCGGUUGCGGAUCGGGUGGUGAAGUUUGUGGCGAACUAUGUGGCCUACACCACCGAGCAAGAUAUGGCGAGCAGGCCGGAAGGAGAGGAAGACGUCGAUACUGCCGCUACUCGCUUCGUCAAUCGCCUACUCAAGCACCUGCUGUCCGGGAUGGAAGCCAAGGACAAGAAUGUUCGCUUCCGAGUGACGCUACUCACAGUGUCGAUGAUCAAUGGUCUGGGCGAGAUGGAGUCAUGA